This is a messenger RNA of Saprolegnia diclina VS20, 810 nucleotides long. RefSeq lists its product as hypothetical. Gene Ontology annotation, biological process: cellular response to misfolded protein; proteasome-mediated ubiquitin-dependent protein catabolic process; protein polyubiquitination. The record is from RefSeq and is a predicted model, not a curated record. The transcript is spliced from 8 exons. Bases 1 to 810 code for a protein of 269 amino acids. Gene Ontology annotation, cellular component: cytoplasm. NCBI's taxonomy places the organism in Eukaryota, Oomycota, Saprolegniomycetes, Saprolegniales, Saprolegniaceae. Gene Ontology annotation, molecular function: protein-folding chaperone binding; ubiquitin protein ligase activity.
AUGGAGCAGGCCGUCAUGAUGAAGGACCGCGGGAACGCGUGCUACAAGAAGCAAAAGUUCUCAGCUGCCAUCGACUGCUACACGGAAGCCAUCUGUCUGUGCUCGACCGUGGCCGCCUUCUACACGAACCGCGCGCUCUGCUACCUCCAGUUGGAACGGUAUCCUCAAGCUCAAGAUGACUGCACACGAGCAACGCAACUCGACAGCGCCAACGCCAAAGCCUACUACUUGCUCGGAAAGGCGUGCGUCGGCGCGGCUGAGUAUAGCCGAGGCAUCCAAGCCUUUGAGAUGUCGAUCGAGAAGGCCCAGGGCUCGGCGACGCCAGCGACCUUUGUCGAGGACGUGCUCCAGCAGCUACGCCGGGCAAAAAAACUCAAGUGGAACGAGGUGCAGCGCGUUCGGGGGCAGCGCCAUGGUCGUGUCAAGUCCCUCGUCGCGGGAAUGCUCGACAGCUCCCGUCAAAGCUGCCUUCGCACGGGCGAUGACCACGCGGUGAUCCACGAAGAGCACGACCUUGUUCUUGCGCACAUGAUGGAGCUGCUCGAGACGUCGCCGCAUGCGCCCCAUCAGCGCAAAAUCCCAGAGUACUUUUUGUGCCCGAUUGGCAUGGACAUCAUGCUCGACCCCGUCUCAACGCCGAACGGAGUGUCGUACGAGCGCAAGUGGAUUGAACAGCAUCUGGACGUGCAAGCGAUCGACCCGCUUACGCGAGAGAAGCUCACGCGGGCGCAAUUGCGGCCGAACGUCGGUCUGCGCCACGCCAUUGAAGAUUUCUUGCACGAGAACCCGUGGGCGUACGAAGACGAGUAA